CGCAGCGCGAUUGUUCCUGUCAUGAAAACGCACCGCCAGCUUCGGGCCGUGCUAUCUCCUAGAUUAGACGUUCAUUACUAAAUGGUGGUGGUCUCCACCUUGUCGAGGAAAAUCCAAGGAUUACAGAGAGAAGGGUGGCCGAGACUAACACGUACGUGUUCCUCAUACAUAAACACAGACUACGAGUCAGCUGGAGAUUUCAGAAGCAGAUCCCUUUCAACUGUCGGCACUACGUAACGAGGUUGUCACCAUGAGCGGCAAGGCACUACCUGGUGAGAGAGAGACCUGUUGGAGAUCAAUGGAAGCUUGCAUAUCUUUAACUCUAUACUCGCAAGGGUGAAUGAAAAAACAACAAGAGACAGUCGUGGAUUUUUAGGGCUGGCGUCUCGGCUAAUGUUCUCUCAAAGGUAAGGUUACGCAAGUCAAAUCGGCAGCCUUGUUGCUGACCCUUCGGCACGCGCCUUAUCGGUAGCUUCCACAAUUAACCUAACAAGUACGCUGAUCGUGCUUCGAAUAUCCAGCUAUGUAAAGAACAUUGGAAUUAGAUUCGGUGUUGUUCUAAAGGACAUGUUUUAUAUAACCACAGAGACGUACUAAUGGCAGUUUGCCUGCGUGUUGUAUCUGAAUGUCGUGUACUGUAUUGUGUUAAACCGUUCCUAAAAGUCAACGCAAGGAGGUAGAUAGUGGGAACUCUGGAGGAUCGGGGUCGCCGGUGUCAUUUGCUUGAUGCUCAACAUGUCGUGAAAAGGCACGCGCUGUUGAUAUGCGUCGGGAUGCAUAUGUUAUUCGCUCUAUGCUAAUACAUCCCUGGCAUGGUAGAUUGCUUGCCGACCCAAAGCAAAGCUAAGGGAGCACGCCGCCAGUCAACAUCAACAUGUAGCACGCGUUCUGAGGAGGAAGCUGAAGAAAUGAGGACCGCAGUUAAUCCACAGUCGAUCAAUACCAGCAAAUUCCUCUUCACAGCGGAGUGUGUGGUCUAGAGCGAAGGAGAGCCGCAGAUUCCCGAAGAAGGCAAACCGAGAGGGCAGUUGACAAAAGGAAAACGUCGCAUAGUUCUUAUUGUUGUAGUGGUAAGAUUUUACGAUGGAGGACGGGGAAUGUGACAUUGCAAUUAUAGACGGGAUGCCCCCGUCAGCGGACGGGAGAGCCACCAUGGACGGCACCAUGAACCGGGUAGAGCAGCUCCAGGAGGAACCGUGCGAGAGGAACGAUGAAGACGAAAGGAUCUUCGUCAAAAAAUGGCAAAUAGCCUGCGUGUUGAUGUUCGUGCUUGUUGCCGUUUUAGCAGCGGUGUACUUCGUCGUUAUUCGCACGAAGGUAAACAGAUCGCCCCAUAAUUUCUACACCGCCAGAAGCAGUCUUGAACCGUUUUACCCUGCUCCGACCUUCCCGACCACCGAAGGACCGCAAGAAAUCACUCGGCUUCCAGAAUACCUCCUCCCGUAUAAUUACAAAGUGAAAUUACGUCUCGAUCUGUCGGAGACUACAUUUACUGGAUCGACGACAAUAAAUCUAAGAUGUCUACAAGCGACCCAAGUGAUAGUGCUAGAUUGCAUCGAAGGUAACAUUACCAACGCGUCGGUAUCAGUGGUAGAUUUGACGACGGCUGAUGUGCAGGUUGUGAUUGACUUAUUAUAUGACGACAGCGAGGGACGGCUCGUGGUUUAUCUUGGGAAAAGACUUCAAGAAGGUCGUAUCUAUAAACUAGAGAUAGCGGAAUUUACGGGAGAACUGCGCACGCAACCUCCAGGCCUCUACACUACAGAUUACAGGCACAGUGAUGGUUUACGCCAGCUGCUGGUGUCCAGUCUGAAGCCUAUGGGUGCUCGGUACGUCUUCCCCUGUAUGGACGACCCCGCCAUGAAGGCCACCUUUGACGUCACCAUAGAACACCCAAAAGGUCAAACGGCUCUGUCCAAUAUGCCGUCCAAGACAAAGACAGUCCUGACUGACGGAUGGGUCAGAGAAGAAUUCUACCGAACUCCUAAGAUGUCCACCCACCUGCUGGGAUUCGCGUUAUUCGAUGGGCUCACCAGUCUUGAAGCAGUCAUUUCCCGAGGGAGGGUGGUCCGGGUUUGGGCUCCCUUUGACCCGGAAGAGAAUCCGUCCGUAGAGGUCGCCCUGAACACAACGAUUGAUGCCAUACACAAUAUAGAACAGUUGGUUCCCGUGGAGUAUCAGCUUACAAAAACAGAUGUAAUUCCUGUUCCAGGACUAUCAGUGCCUUCUUCCGACUAUUGCGGCCUUCUAAUGAUCAGGGAAACGGCUUUGUUCUGUGACGGGCAGGAAUCCAGCAUGUCUCAACAACUCAAGUGUGAGCUGGCAAUCAGCAAGGCAGUAGCUCACAACUGGUUCGGCAACUCCGUCACAGUGGAGUGGUGGGACGACCUAUGGCUGACCGAGGCCCUCAGCACCAUGCUUGCAUACGAAUCAGUCGCAUAUCAACGCCCAGACGUCAAUAUUUGUGAUCUUCAGUGGGAUGAGAUGAUACAACCGGCCAUGGCGGCAGACAUCUUCUCCAGGGUAGACCUGAGCAGUUACGGGCAUGCGGCAGCGAUAGGAGAGGACCCGGCCGUGGGAGGGAAGGGUAUCGGGCUCCUGCGGAUGCUUGACACCAUCAUCAGCGACAAAGAGUUCCUAAAGGCAAUCGAGAAUGUGUUAGCAAGAUUUUCGCACGACAACAUGAACAGGUCGCAAUUUUGGGACGCAGUAUCCGAGGCAACAGGGUUCAGAAUAGACGUGGCCGCCUUCAUGGAGCCGUGGGUUACACAGCUGGGAUAUCCGUACGUCUCCAUAGGACGGUAUCAGGAAAGGGACGAGUCCAGAAACCAGUACUUCGUCCAGCUGCCAUUUUACUACUCCGGCUUUGUUAGCUUUAUGCGACACCUGCAAACAAUAACUUGGGAGAUCCCAGUCACGUGGAAGAGCGAAGGUCAAACAGACACCAGACUUUUAACAAUGACUGAAGAUAAAUAUAUCAUACCUGAUGAGACGUCACCGGAAGAGUGGGUUCUGGGAAACUCGGAUUCUCGCGGUUUUUAUCGCGUGAACUACGACAACAAGAACUGGGCCCUGCUAGCAGACUACCUCCAAUACAACCACACAUUACUGGAGCCGUCAGUGCGGGCUGUUCUAAUAGACGAUGCGUUCAAUAACGUAAGGGGGAGUAUAUUGUUGAUUCCAACAGCAAUGGAGAUGACCAGAUACUUAGAUAAAGAAGAGAAUUACGUGCCUUGGAGAGCAGCCUUGGAUGCCUUGCAUUACGUGAAAACGGUCGUACAUGGAAGUUGUCCAAGCUCAAGUCAAUGCCCAUAUCAUUGCCGGCUACAGGAAUAUAUAGCAAGAAAAGCAGCGAGAGUUCUAAAAAGGCACACGUUUUACGAAACAUCGCCUGAAAAGCGGCUGCUAGUAGCCGUAACAUUCAAGGCAGCCUGCCAAAAUGGAAACAGAAAUGUCACGAAACGAGCAAAAAUCAUGUUUGACAGAUGGAAGAGGAAAAGAGUUAGGAUACCCCCAGACAUCCGGGAAUCUGUCAUCCACGUGGGGAUCUCAGCAGGAGACGAGAACGUGUGGUGGCAUGUGUGGAAGCAGAGUAACGCAAGCGCCAUUUCGGCACAGGAUCGCCAAAUAUUCCUCUGUGGUCUCGCCGCGUCACAACAGGAGUGGGUUCUGUGGAGAUAUCUUCGUUAUAUUUUCGAAGAAAAAGGCAUCACGGUGCAAGAAGCAAGUUUGAUAUUCAAGUGCGUGACUCAAACUAAAGUCGGCAGAGAGACAGCCUGGAAAUUCGUCCAAGGGAACUGGGAGAAACUUACAUCAAAAUACGCUGAUGUCCCGUCCUUACUAAAGGCUAUCAUCCAAUCAACGUUAACGGGUCUAUCGACGGAUCAACACUUUCAACAGCUGGAACACUUCUCAAGUUCAGUACAAGAAAAGUAUCUCAGAGAUCUGUUAGAUGACGCCGUGCACGCUACGAGACUGAACCAGAGGUAUAUUGACAGAAACAUGCCUUACCUCCAGGACUGGUUAAAGGUGCCGUGUGCAACACGUGUGGACACAAGAGAAACAAACCCCUAAGCGAAAUAUCAUAACUCAUACGGUUUCUUCUGAUGAUAAACUAUAUAUCAUUGGUCGAAGGGUUCGUCAAAAUCCUUCGGGAAGAAAAAACAACAUUGGGUUGGAUUGGACGUCUGACCAUUUCAAUUCCUUGUCAUUCUUAUCACCACUGGAUCACCGCUGCAUUGUUGAUGAUAGAAGACGUGGUAUCAUGCUGCCGGGAAGGUUUUUUGUUAACGAAGCGCCACCUAUCGCGUAUCGUUGGUGCUACAGGGAACGGCCGACUGAAGCUGCCAAAUCACCUCGUGUCAAACCAGUUGUUUCAAGCUACAAACGUAAUUUCAGUAUGAUUGAUGAAUACAUAUCUAGUUAACAUCUUGAGAUGUGGUAAUAAGAUGGAGGGACGUAGACUUUCUAUUCGUCUUGUUUAUAUUUGAUUUUAUGUUUUAUGUUGGCCGUAUUAUACCAUCAUUAUAAAAAAGGUUGGAGUACUACGAAAAGUUUUUUCACUGCAAUCAUAAAAGAUACGAUCAACUUCAUGCAAUAUCGACACAUUUUGUCAAGGGUAAGACCAUCGUACGACACUCUCGUUUUGUUUUGUACUUGUAAGCGUGAUCAUAAACGUUGCCGUCCUUGUGCUUUUCGCUGCUAUGUAGUUGUGGACAAUGGAUAGAUGAUAUGCAAGGUAAUCAGACUUCAUCGUUUACAACUGGUCAAUAAAAGAAAGUGAAUUCUUA
Messenger RNA from Branchiostoma floridae (Florida lancelet), 4790 nucleotides. RefSeq names its product aminopeptidase N-like. The record is from RefSeq and is a predicted model, not a curated record. The transcript has 19 exons. Gene Ontology annotation, biological process: peptide catabolic process; proteolysis. Gene Ontology annotation, molecular function: zinc ion binding; peptide binding; metalloaminopeptidase activity. Lineage: Eukaryota; Metazoa; Chordata; Leptocardii; Amphioxiformes; Branchiostomatidae. The coding region runs from base 1084 to 4074 and encodes 996 amino acids. Gene Ontology annotation, cellular component: cytoplasm.